CACCAAACAACCAAGCAACUACACCUACUUCCAUCUACCAAAUUAGUCAUAGAAUGUCGGUCCAAGAAGUUCUUGUUUUAUCAACCAAGAAUAAUGAACGUCCCUCUGCAGAUUUUCAGCCCAGCAUUUGGGGUGAUUAUUUCCUCACUCACAGCGUGGAAACGGUGUCAGUUGAGAAAAUGAGGCAACAAGUUGAAGAAUUGAAAGAAGAAGUAAGAGGAUCGUUAAUGGAUUCUCACAAGAAACCUUUGCAAAAAUUGGAGCUGAUUGAUGCAGUACAACGUUUAGGAGUUUCUUACCAUUUUGAGAGGGAGAUUAAUGAAAUAUUAGAAAACAUGCACCACAACUACUCUAAUACUGGCUUUCUUAAUUCAGAGCAUGAUGACCUUUGUACCAUUGCUCUUUGGUUUCGUUUGCUUAGGCAACAUGGUUAUUAUACUUCAUGUGAUGUAUUUAACAAGUUUAAGGACGGAGAAGGAAACUUUAUGGCAUCCUUAACCAUUGAUGUGGUGAGCAUGCUAAGUUUGUACGAGGCAGCACAACUUCGCAUACAAGGGGAGCAAAUUCUUGACGAAGCCAUGGCUUUCACUACCACUCAUCUUGAGUCAAUGGUGAGUAGCAUAAGCCCCUACCUUUCGGAAAAGGUCACGUUUGCCUUGAACCGGCCCAUCCGUAAAAAUUCACCAAGGUUAGAGACAAGGCAUUACAUCUCUCUCUAUCCCAAAGAAGAUUUCCAUAACCCAACUUUGUUGAAGUUGGCAGAGUUGGAUUUCAACGUUCUACAAGCAUUACAUCAACAAGAGGUGAGCAACAUGACAAGGUGGUGGAAAAACUUGGAUUUCCAAAGAAAGCUGCCUUAUGCAAGAGACAGAGUGGUAGAAUUGUACUUUUGGAUAUUGGGAGAGUACUUUGAACCACAAUAUUCCCUUGCAAGAGAGUUAGCUACCAAAGUAAUCACUAUGAUAUCCAUACUAGAUGAUACCUAUGAUGCUCAUGGAACAUAUGAAGAACUGAAGCUCUUUACAGAAGAAAUCAAAAGAUGGGAUGUCAGCGCCAUACAUGUCCUUCCAGAUUACAUGAAGUUGCUAUAUAAGGCAAUUUUAGACAUUUGCAGUGAUAUUGAGGAGCAUACUACGAAGGAAGGAAGAUCAUAUUGUGUGCAUUAUGCAAAAAAAGCAAUGGAAGAACUUGUGCAAGCCUACUUCAUUGAAGCCAGUUGGUUUCAUGAUGCGUACACCCCAACAUUCGAGGAAUACAUGUCGGUGGCAGCAGUAACUGCUACUUAUUAUCUUAUCAUAACCUCUUCGUUUAUUGGGAUGGGUGAGAUCGCUACGAAAGAGGUGUUCGAUUGGGUCUGCAAUAAACCAAAAAUCAUGGAAGCUUCAUCGGUUAUUGGCAGACUAAUGAAUGACAUGGUCUCCCAUAAGUUUGAGCAAAAGAGGCCACACAUUGCAUCAGCUAUAGAAUGUUACAUGAAACAACAUGGUGUUGAUGAAGAAAAGGCAAAUAAAAUGUUGGCUGAAGAAGUUGAUAAUGCUUGGAAAGAUAUAAACGAGGAGUUGCUGAAGAAGCCAAGUAGCAGUGGUAGUACUGUAGCAUUUCCGCUGCUGGAGCGGGUUUUGAAUCUUACAAGGGUGACAGAUGUUGUGUACACGGAUGAUGAUUGUUAUACCAAUCCUCAUAAACUCAAACAUCAAGUUGAGUUAUUGCUUAAACAUCCCAUAGCGAUUCGUGAAGAUGUUUUUUUAUAAAUAUUAUGGGUCUAGUUAGCAGUUUAUCGGUCUUCUAUUAAUGUUCUAAGUUGGUCUAUGUCAGUGUUGCCAGUUGUAAUAAUCAUUAUCAUGAAUGUAUUAAAUUCUGAAUAAUUAGUUAAAAAACCUAUUAAGAAA
Molecule: messenger RNA, 1889 nt
Organism: Ziziphus jujuba (common jujube)
Lineage: Eukaryota; Viridiplantae; Streptophyta; Magnoliopsida; Rosales; Rhamnaceae
Product: terpene synthase 1-like
Exons: 7
Coding region: 54-1751 (565 amino acids)
Biological process (GO): diterpenoid biosynthetic process
Molecular function (GO): terpene synthase activity; magnesium ion binding
Source: RefSeq, a predicted model, not a curated record